Molecule: messenger RNA, 638 nt
Organism: Vigna unguiculata (cowpea)
Lineage: Eukaryota; Viridiplantae; Streptophyta; Magnoliopsida; Fabales; Fabaceae
Cellular component (GO): myosin II complex
Molecular function (GO): calcium ion binding
Source: RefSeq, a predicted model, not a curated record
GAUUAUGCAGGUUCAAUUCAAUCAAAGAUAACCGUGCAACAACACAUUACUCAUUCAGAUUUUUUUUCCCACUACAGUUAGUUGAUACUGCAUAACAAGUAAUGGCUGGUGUACUGACAGAUGAUCAAAUAGCUGAAUUCCAAGAAGCCUUUUGCCUCAUUGACAAGGAUUGUGAUGGAUUCAUUAGCGUGGACGAAUUGACAGCCAUUUUCCGAUCAAUAGUAGGGAACCCAACAAAAGAAGAAAUCGAAGACAUGAUCAGUGAGGUGGAUCUUGAUGGGAAUGGAAGUAUAGAUUUUGAGGAGUUCUUGAAUAUUAUGAGUAGAAAACUUAAGGAAACUUUAUCUGAAGAGCUGAAAGAAGCCUUCAAAGUGUUUGAUAGAGAUCAAGAUGGAUACAUAUCCGCCAUUGAGCUAAGGCAUGUGAUGAUGAAUUUGGGAGAGAGACUGACGGAUGAAGAGGCAGAACAAAUGAUUAGAGAGGCAGAUUUGGAUGGGGAUGGACAAGUUAGCUUUGAUGAAUUUGCAAGGAUUAUGAUGCUCAAAUGAUUUCAUUUGUAAAAACUUUUUUAUUUGUUUCUUUGUACAAUGACUAAUGUUGUAAAAGGUUCAAUAUGAAUUUGGAUUUUCUUUUGAAUU